AUGGGGGCAAAGUCCACCAAGCAGCAACCGGUCGAAACCCGUGAGUUGUGCUCCAUCAUUCUGGCCAUUGUGCUGCUAUUGGUUGCCGCUCUGAGCGCAGUUUCCGUGGCAGUCUGCCGAUACCAGUUCUGGACCUACCUCCAAGACGCCAGCGUGUCUCCGGCCUAUGUUCUCAGGUCGGGCUGGUAUGAAUUCACGCGCACGGCAAGCAACUUCAACAUCACAUCUGCGGGCGACCAGCUGCAGAAUGUGACCAACGCUGUCGACCAGGCUGUGAAUGCCUUCCAGUCCACCAAGUCCAGCCUCGUCGCCGGCGGCAACCCCAGCCUCAAGGCAUGUCCCGACAUCUCCAAUGACCUUUGGAUCAUCGGCGUGAUUGCGGCGGCUGCCCUGGUGCUCUCGGCGGUCAUGGCCAUCAUCUACUUCUGCUUCUCCCUCUGCGGCGGCGCCGGCUCCCACAUUUGCUGCGCAGCCGUCCCCGUCGGGAUCAUCGUGAUCGGCAUGCAGCUGGCGUACUACGGCGCGGCGGUGAUCAAGGUCCGCGAUUACACCUUCAACACGACCGGGGGCAAGACGUACACGCCCAUUCCCGACUGGGGCUGGAUCCUCGGAGCCGUGGCCGGCGUACUAUGGCUCAUCAUUGCCGGCAUCUCUGCUUGUGUGCCAUCCAUGCGCCGCAGGGAGACAGUUGCUGCGCAGCCCAUGGGCACAAUCAGCGGCCAGGGACCCCCCGGCCCUGGCGCCCCGGCCCGUUAUGGCGCCAUCGACCCAGAGCGGGGCGCCACCGCCCGCCCCCGCGGCCGCGCUUACUAA
This is a messenger RNA of Coccomyxa subellipsoidea C-169, 813 nucleotides long. RefSeq lists its product as hypothetical. The record is from RefSeq and is a predicted model, not a curated record. Lineage: Eukaryota; Viridiplantae; Chlorophyta; Trebouxiophyceae; Coccomyxaceae. Bases 1 to 813 code for a protein of 270 amino acids. The transcript is spliced from 7 exons.